Molecule: messenger RNA, 1545 nt
Organism: Peronospora matthiolae
Lineage: Eukaryota; Oomycota; Peronosporomycetes; Peronosporales; Peronosporaceae
Source: the annotation of a GenBank genome assembly
AUGAGCUGCUUCCCGGUCGAGACUCAAGCGACAAGUGACAAAAAGCGCCGCUUCCCACUGCGAGCUACUGAGCGCUUGGGCAUCGCGAAUCUUGACGUGUCGAUCAAAUGCUGCCACGCGAUUGCUAUCACUGGCGACAUGCACCAACUGGUCAAGUUCCUGCCGACGGCCGUGAUGCGCACGUUCAACCGACACCCGCGUCUGCGAGCGCUGGUCGUUCCAGACGAGAAGUUCACGGCUGAAGUGCAGCCGCCAAUCUCGCUGGAAGAUGUCGACGACAAGAAGCUGCUGCGAGUUUGCGAACUCUCCGACUCGGACGAAGACGCGGCGGCGUGGCAGAACUGGAACCAGUUCGUGCAGAGCGAGACCCAUGUCCCGUUUGACCGCUAUAAGCAGUUCAUGUUCUACCUCACGGUGUGGGUCAACAGGGCAGAGGGCUCAGCUCGCUUCUUCCUCUUUUCGGACCACAUCAUGUCGGACGGAGACUCGGGGCAGAUUUUUGUCAACGACACGCUCGAGGGAGUCGCGCUGCUCUCGAUCGAAGCGGCGCAACCGGUGUGUGAACUGCCAUUGCUUCCGUCACUCUACGACAUGUGGCUCACGAGUUCAUGGUGGCUCAGACCUCUGGCAAAGGCCAUUCUGGGGCUAACUCGAGGCUCAGCGUUUGUCAACUUCAUGAAGGCAUUCAAGCCUGUGCUGACCCCGCGCGAGGACCAGAAAGACUUCAGCGCCAAGUUUGAGCAGAACAGCACCACGCUGCUCAGUCAUGCAGGCAAUCCGUCCAACAUGCGUGACACCUUGCGCAAGUGCAAGGAGGAAGGUGUGACGGUCGGAGUAACCCUCAUCCCGAUAUUGGUGCUGGCAUUCUACCACGCUAGCAAGGUGGACCGCAAGCUCAAGACCGCGGACGCGUCCGACGAUGCGUUUCGCCUCGUGGCGGACAUUUGCUACAACAUGCGCCAGCGCGUGCCUCAUCCCGCUAAAGAAAACCACGUGGGUCUCUACGUGACUAACACUCCGCUCACGAGUCUCGCCGCCGAGGGCGUCAACUUGAAGACGACAAAGUUUUGGGACUUUGCUCGUGCGUCGAAGCAGCAGCUGGAUAUACAGGACCAGAAGCUUCUGCAGAUGGCAUUUCCGUGCUUCCUCAUUGACCGUGAGCUCACCAAGCCGAAAGUGGGGAAGAUGCUCGGCGAUUUCAAAAUCCCGAACUCGUGCACGGGUGAUGCCACUAUCUCCAACCUCGGACGCUACAUGUUCAAAACGAAACACAUUUUGGCUUCGAACGGCGUGCUGGAGGUGCAGGAUAUGUUUGCUUUCUGCGCCAUCCCGUUCAUUGCCACGUCGUCGACGGUCUGGCUUUCGACCGUCCACUCUUUCAACUACUCGCUGGCGCACAAAGUGGACGAGAAAGUUGGCAGCGAGCUCUUUAACGCUUACGUCAAGAUCUGUGAAAACGCCAGCAAUAUCGCGACGGACGACACGAUGGAGAACGUGCUUAAGCGUCUCGGCAUUGAAGCGGAACCGAGGGCGCGUUAUUACUAG